Messenger RNA from Ceraceosorus guamensis, 1197 nucleotides. Its product is annotated as alpha/beta-hydrolase. Gene Ontology annotation, biological process: proteolysis. Bases 1 to 1026 code for a protein of 341 amino acids. The record is from RefSeq and is a predicted model, not a curated record. NCBI's taxonomy places the organism in Eukaryota, Fungi, Basidiomycota, Exobasidiomycetes, Ceraceosorales, Ceraceosoraceae. The transcript is spliced from 6 exons. Gene Ontology annotation, molecular function: serine-type peptidase activity.
AUGCCAGUCACGCACACAUUUGAGUUCAGCGUAGCUUCCAACGGCUCGGGCAAACCAGAUUCGCACAUCGAGUUGGACGUGCUUCUGCCUACCACGGAAGCGUGGUCCAGGGUGAAUGCUCAAGAAGCCAGGGAGGAAAUUCCAGUCGUGGUGUGGUGGCAUGGGGGAGGCACUAUCCAGGGCACUAGAAAGGCACUGCCCAAACAUCUCGCAGAUGCUUCGGACAAGUAUGGUCUGAUCAUCGUUUCUCCUGAUUACAGGCUCUGUCCACAGACCACGCUCAUCGGCGGCGUCUUGCCAGACGCCCAUGCAGCGGUGCGCUGGACGAAGAAGCAACUGCCAAGCGAAGUAUCCCGGCUAGCUCCCCAUCUACCCGCACCAGUGCCUCUGCCAGCCCUAAGCGGAAGCAGUGCCGGAGGCUACAUAGCCUACCUGGUCGGUCUGCCCCUCAACAUUCCCACUUUACCCCAUACCGAAUCCAAGGCUUUGGUAGGCAUCUACCCCAUCACCGACUUGCAAGCCGACUUUUUUGCAAAACCUGUCAAGGAACCCUUCAAGUCAAUAAAAUUUGACGAAAAGGCCCGAGAUGUCUAUGCGCCUAUGCAGGAUCCGAAUGGCCCGAUUCUUACUUUUACUGAGGGAACGCCGCAAACGAAUCCUCGUUUCAACUUCUACAUGUGGGCACAAGUGACAGGCCUCUGGCACGAGCUGCUCUUCGACCCUGCUCAACGUGCCGAAGGUUACGUUCAAAAGACGUCCAUUCCAAACGUCUUGGCAUCCCUCGACGCAUCUUCCAUCCAACAAAUUCCUCCCAUCUUUUCUGUGCACGGCACAAAGGAUAUGGCAGUGGACGUCACUCAAAGCACAGAGCUUGUUCGGGUCUUGAAAGAGAAUGGCGUGCAGGUGGAGUACGAAGAGAGACAAGGUGUUGAUCACCUCUUUGACCAGUUCGACCCACAAGAAGAGAUGAGGCAAAUGUGGGCAUUCAUCCUCAAGCAGUUUGGUGUCUCCGCGCCUGCUUCCUAAACAGCAGCGCUCGAAUCACCUCUUCUUCUCCAUUUCCUCGUUUCAACUUGUUCGCUUUGCUCUAUACACCUUGUGCCAAAUAUGACACGCUUCAGCCACAGAUGGAGAGAAGACGCAUCCGUGGCCUUUGGUCCAUCGGCUAGAUCAUCGCCGUCGCAAGGGAAUGCAUUG